AUGUUUCUUUUCUUUUUCUCUUUUUUUUUUCCCUACUUAGAUGCUGCAUCUGGAUCUGGAGAAGGAGAAUAUGAAGGAUCCGGAACUGAGAUUCAUAGGAAACAUCCAAGAUGUGGAGCCUGCAAAUAUGGGGCUGAGUGUGAUGAAGAUGCUGAAGAUGUAGGGUGCGUGUGUAAUAUAGACUGCAGUGGGCAUAAUUUUAAUCCGGUCUGUGCCUCUGAUGGAAACUCAUACUCCAACCCAUGUAUGGUUCGAGAGGCAUCCUGUCUGAAACAAGAACAGAUCGACGUCAAACACCUUGGAAGCUGUACAGCAACAGAUGACACAAUCCCAGCUGGAAAGAAAGAUGAUGGUUUACAGUACCGGCCAGAGGUGAAAGAUUCCGGUGAUCAGAGAGAAGAUGAUUAUGUGGGCAAUUACAUGCCAUGUUCUGAAAACUAUGUUGGAUACUGUGUACAUGGAACAUGUGAAUUCAGCUAUUCAACCCAGAAAGUAUCAUGUCGGUGUGACUCAGGAUACACAGGCCAAUACUGUGAUAAGACAGAUUUCAACAUUCUUUAUGUGGUGCCAAGCAGACAAAAGCUCACUCAUGUUCUUAUAGCAGCCAUCAUUGGAGCCGUGCAGAUUGCCAUUAUCGUUGCUAUUGUCAUGUGCAUAACAAGGAAAUGUCCGAAAAACAACAGGGGACGUCGACAGAAGCAAAACCUCGGACACUUCACUUCAGACGCUUCAUCCCGGAUGGUGUAGCCUCAGUGUUUUUUCUUGUUUAUUUUUUAUACUUACAUUGACCAUGUGAUGUACAUUUUUAUUAUAUCUUUUUUUAAAGAAUGGAAAUAUUUAUUUCAGAGGCCUUAUUUUUUGACAUUUUAUAGUUUAGCCUUGUUGUUUGUCUGUUGUACUUGCAAAGCAUCAGCGCUGGCAGCAAUGGACUGAUAUAGCUUUUGUUAUUAUUAUUUUUUUUUAUAUUUCUUUUCCUGUAAAUGCAGUCCUCCAUUCCUGUGUAUUUUCUUUCGCAUGGUUGUAAAUUAGUCAUUUGACUCUUCAAGUGUCCCAAUUGUGAGAGCGUUGGGGUCCAGCCACACAAUUUGGAAAGGUUAGUUAACUAAGGGCAGUUCAAUGUUUAUAACUUUUUUGAUGUUAAUACAGUUUGUAAAAAUAACUUAAGCUGCCAAACUGAUUCAGCCAGGCACUUUGAAGUCUGGAUCUUAAAAUACAGUUUGCUUAGCAGUAUGACAUAGAACGUAUUAUGAAUCUGCGUAGUUGAAACUAACAAAAUGGCGGAUGCAAUAUUUAAUGUAUCCCCACAAAUGGUUGCUCCUAUGGAACACAGGCUCAGGCCUUUAUGAGGUUUACGAUAUGAAAGUAACAUCAAAAAUGUAAUGAACACCCAAGGCAUGAGCUAAAGGUAACAAUGUUUACAGUCUUUUUUUUAACCAAACUUCGUAGAAUACACUGUGUUGAAUAGGUAUUUUAAUGUUUUAUAGAGCUUAGUUAUGCUUUUACUUUCCUUUUUUUUUUUUUUUAAACACUGGCUAUCGCAUGAUAUGUGACUUGUAUUCUGUGAGUAGUUGUAACAUGUUGAAUAUGUUCUAUGGUUUCUAAUCCUAAUAUUUAUAAGCUAUUUGGCCUGUUCAUCCGGGGCUGAGGAAUGCAGUUGGUACAUUGAUCCGUGGUGUCAAUAACUGUAACUGUUUUGUAUAUCUUUUAUUUAUUUUUUAGUUAAUUGUGUCUGUGACUCUCUGUAUUUUAUACGCAACUGCUGAAGAGGAAAAAGAAAAAAAAAAUAUAUGAUUCGAGCACCAAAAAAAGACACCACACAAAAUACCAAUUGCUCCUGUGCCACAUUGGACCCUUGAGGAAAACAAAACUCACUCCUUUUUUAAUACAAAUGUAAUAUUUAAUAAUUUGGGAAGAAAAUGCUUCCUUAGCUCUGAUAUAUAUUGAAUCUCAACACUUUUGUUACAUUUAGAUAAAUGUUACAUUUAAUGUAAAAUAAAACUUGGAACUGUUGAUCAGCAUACUUAUUUAUGCAUACUGUUUAUUUGGACACCAUUACAAAAUUAAAAG
Messenger RNA from Nanorana parkeri, 2067 nucleotides. RefSeq names its product transmembrane protein with EGF like and two follistatin like domains 1 (gene TMEFF1). Bases 1 to 747 code for a protein of 248 amino acids. The record is from RefSeq and is a predicted model, not a curated record. The transcript has 7 exons. NCBI's taxonomy places the organism in Eukaryota, Metazoa, Chordata, Amphibia, Anura, Dicroglossidae. Gene Ontology annotation, molecular function: protein binding.